UUCAAAUCCAAAAUGGCGCUCAAGUUUUAAAAUAUUUGAAAUUUUCAACAAAAAACAAUGUAUUUACAGCAAAUCUAAUGCGUAUAUCUUCAAUAUGGAAAGUCAGGAGAAUGAAUGGUUGUCUCUCGAUGUUGAUGAAUUGACCACAUCAGACUCCCCACCCCAAGAGAGAAGUACACAUGUCGAAUCUCAGUACUCUACCCUCAGUCAACAUACCUUGGCAAAUAAUGCAAAUUCUCAAAUGGCAGCAUCUUUAGCCACUCAGAUGGAGGGUGGGGAGAUAGCAUACAGAGAAGAGCCAAGGAGAAUGUUCACACUGGAAGGACAGGAGAGUUGUGACACAAGCCCAACAGGUGAAAAGGAUCAUGAUUUUACUGGGGUUUCUCAAUAUCCCAUACAAGGAGGAAGUGACAGAUUAUCCCAAUACCCUAUUGACAAUACUGGAGUCUCUCAAUAUCCAAUAGAUGACAGUAAGAGAUUAUCACAAUUUCCGAUAGAUGAGGCUAUACAUAACCUCUCACAUGAUGCAAUUCAAGAUGCUUUUUCAGAAAUUCAUCAUGAGCAUAAUGUCCAGAAUGCUAUAGCGGAAAUAUCAUCUGACUUUGUACGUGGCCAAUUGUCAUUAUCCCAGCAUCCAUUAGAUGAGCACUCAAGAGAAUCGGGAAUCUCUCUGUCAAGAGAAUCGGUGCCAUCUAAUGCAGGUGAGAACCAAUGGCAGACUGAGUACACUACGGAGUUUAACCCUGAUACACCCAGGUUUUCAUCAGGGUCAGAGGCCUCGGGAACCCUGAGUCAAAACAGUCAAAGGUCGAUAGAUGUCUACAGAUAUCGGGAAAAUAAUUCUCAAAAUUCUGGAUCGGUGUCACAAAAGUCUGAAGUCAGUCAUGAACCAUCUGGAAAUGAAACAGGUGAGCAUGAAACACACUCACAGAGAACUGAUACAGUGACACCUUAUGAAGAGUCCCAUAGAGAUGUGGAGGGUGAUUUGAGAAAGCCAAGCCCAAAUGCCUCAUCUGAAAAUGAAGAGCCAAUUGAGAAGAGGAGUAGACUACAAGGUGAUGGCAUGGAUAAUGAUGAUGAUGACUUUGUGUCUAAGUACCUUGCACCCACUCCUGAUCCAGUAGAUGCUGAUGAAGGGGCUGGUGUUAGUGAUGGACCACCAACUCCUACUCAUAAUGACUCAUUUGCCUUCUCUGAACCUACGCAAUAUGAUGCUCCAAGUCUUCUUGGUGAUACAAUGGGUAUCAUAGGUAGCCAGCCAAUAAGCCAAAGCACUCCUUAUGUAGUAGGUUUGAUCGAUCCAAUAGAGGAAGCCAAGCUUAAGAUGCCUAUAAGACAACGUGCUGAAGCCCAGAAAGGACCUCUCAGAGCUGAGCAUGGUAUAGCUAAAGAACAGGAAUUUCCAAGUGAAGGGACUGGUGAACAGUUUGAUGGUAAGCCUGGGAAGAGAGUGUCAUGGGGCAGUAACACAAGCAACCAGGACUCUGAUAUCAUGAGCGUUGAUUCGAUUAGUUCACAUAUGCAACAUUCUGAUGUCCAUAGAUCAGGUGUGCAGCUACCAGAUGACUUUGGCUCAGGAAUUGGAACAUCAAGAUCACUGACAUCGUAUCAAAGUGCAGACCUCAGCAACAAGCUUCCUGCAAGAUCUUAUAUCCAGUACCCCUCUGAUUUAAAAAGUGCCACACCUUCUGGCAUGCAACAGGGCUAUUUAAGCAAAGAGGCAUCCAGUAUUGAGACCAGAGAUUCCAGUAAAUCAACAGAUACAAGUCAUAAAUCGGGAGGUUCAGUGUCUGACCUCAUAAUCGAAGCUGGUGUUGAUUAUGUCACAGAGGAACAACGUGAAGCUUUAUUAAAAACAAGCCAAUCUUUAUCACUAGGGAGCCAAUCUUCUUUAUCUCAAGGGGGCAGAUCUUCGUCAGAUACAUACAUGUCUCAGAGUGAUCGCGAUUUAUUGCUAGAUGAGAUACAAGGCAUCACUAAAACCUCCCCCAUUGAACUACCAACCCCGCAAACUACAAGCGAUGAAUUGUUAAAACAGAUAAAAAAUGUGACAACAUCUAAAGAUGACAUUUAUCCAUCCUCAAGUCAGGAUUCACUUGGUGAAAGAGUGGAGAUCCUCUUACGUGGAGAUAGCUCUGAGGAUAAAUCCCCUGCUGAGGAUAGGUUCACAUCAGAGGAUAAUGAGUAUCAUAUUGAGUCUGAGAUAUCAUCAUCAACAUCAUUUGUGAAGAUUCAAGGAGGCGUGUCUAGUGAUGAUUUAAUUGAUCCAAUGAGACGCUGGGUAUCAAGUGCAAAGUCAUCAAAAAGCGAAGUUUGUGAAAAUAUCCCUUCAGGUAAAUCAUCAGCUGGUAGUUUAGCAACACAGAUGUAUGAACCGAAGUUUUCAUCCUCCCAACCUGAAAAUUUACAAGCAUCUAAUUAUGAGCAUCCAAUUCCAUUGCGAUCCUCUAAAUCUGCUGAUCUCACUCUGACAACAGACAAAGAGCUGCCAGCUUCUGCCAGGUAUUCUGAACAAGAAAAUCUUCCAUCGAACUAUGAACAUCCAAUUUCAUCAAGAUCCUCAAAAUCUGCUUAUUUCACGCCACCGACAUCAAACAAGGAGCUGCCAGCUUUUACAGAAUAUUCAAGUCUAGAUAAACUUCCAGAACAGAUUAAUGAACAAGCUCUGUCUGGGAGGUCUUCACAACUUGGUAGGGAGUUCAUAUCACAAACCUAUGAACCCACUGAGUCUAUAUCUGCGAGGUCCUCUCAAUUAGGAGACCUUGAACCCAUGUCAGCAAGAUCCUCCCAAUCUGGCGAUCUGUUAGAACGAACUGUUACAAAUGUUCAACAAGAGACUCUUGCACUUCUUGAAGAAUUGAAAGAGUCUGAGCGGAGAACAAAUGAAAUGCUAGUGAGCUCAAGCAAAGGAAGUGUCUUUGAUGAAGCAGGAGUUGAGCUUGGUGGGUAUCCUAUAGGUGGCGCCAUGUCCCCCACACAAUCUGAAAUGACCGAGGGCACUGAGUAUGCUGAUCUUCCACCAUCCUCUCCACCAAAAACAAUUGACUAUGAACCAAGCAGGGUAAAAAGUCGUGAAACGCAUGAAAUUGGUCAAGAAUAUGAUUUAACUGAAAGGAAGAGUUCCAGAUCAUCUAGUUCUAAGUCUAGUUACCAUAGUAUCCCUGUCGUAAUGGAUACGUCUGAUGGUAUAGACAGAAUGACACUAGUACAUGAUGAUAAUAUCACUUUACAAGUUGAUAACAAAAGCUACAUUCAAUAUCCAUCCGAUUUAAAAAGUAAAACACCCACAGAGGCAAGAUCAAAGCCAACUCCUGUACCAAUGGAUCACUCCAAAAGUGAUGAUUUAAUAUUUACUGAUGUAAGUCGUGCUGCUUCAAAGCAAUAUGGGAGACUGUCUGAUCUACCCCCAGAGUCCUAUACGUACGAUACUCUAUCACAGAGUGUAUCUCUACCAAUGGCUUCUAUGCCACAUGACACGCCAUCCCCUACUAAAACCUCUAAGCUGUAUGAAUCAACAAAAGAUGAUGUGUCAAGAGUAAGUCCCCAUGUUGAGACUAAAGAAAGUGGUAUAGAUAGAAUUACGCCAGUACAUGAUGAUAAAAUUGCUUCACAAGUUGAUAACAAAAGUUACAUUCAAUAUCCAUCUGAUCUUAAAAGUGGAAUAAGUACCCCUGUUGAGACCAAAGAAACUGCUGAAAGAUCGUCAUAUGAACCCCAAGAUGUGCAACAGAAUAUCACAACCAGAGAGAAAGUCCCAAGUAGCCAAGGUCUUACUAAGGAAGAAGUUGAUAAAUCAAUCUCUGUAAGACAACUGAGACCAAGUGCCAGUAUGCAAAGUCUCAAAAGCCAGGAUUCUCUAGCGCAGAGAGUAAAUCUCAUCCUUGCAAAAACUGCUCAUUUUAGCGAUCACGGAGGAUCAAGACCAGGCUCUAGGUCUGCCACUAAAGUAGGCUCACAGGAACAACUAAGUCCAAAUGUUGGUAUAGACUAUGAAAGCUUACAGCGAGAUUUGGAUGAUAUACAAAACAGUCUGAAUGUAACAGCUAGGAAAUCAGACCACACUACAAGUGAUGCAAAACUCGAAACAGAAUCUGUCCAAUCAAGCCCAAGUACAAGAGAUAAUUCAGGAGAACUUGAUAAGAGUAAGACACUGAAUUGGGACCAUGGGGCAGAUUUUGGAUCCGAUGUAUCCAAUGGGAGAUUUAUAGGAUCUGUGUAUGAUGCGACAAAACAGGCUGAAGUAGAGGAGUACGAUGAUAAUACUGAUUACUCCACUAUUAGUAGAAGUGAACCAGAUGGGCAUAGUAACAUAAAUCUUCAGACACUCCUGACAGGCAAUCUCACACAGGCACUCACACAAAGACCAAGGGGUAGUAAAUCUGACCAAAUACAUGUUAAGACACAGAGACCACAAAUUGGUAAGAGUUAUUCUGAUACACGCACAGGGGAUAAAGCUUACAAUCCAGACCCAUUAGUCACUAACAAAAUUGGUGCUAAAGGGAGACAAUCUAGCUCCCCAAGGGAUAUCAAAUCCUCACAAAGCAUUAUAACUGAUACUGUUGAACAGCCAAUUACAGAAUCAUAUAGCAAAGACGACAUUGAUAAACCUGAAGAUACAGGACUUGUCAAACAAAGUGAAGAAGCCAGCAGUACUGACAGCCUAGCUAGAAGGGUUUUCAACUUGUUAGAGAAGGACUCUCCACAGAAACAAGCCUAUCAGAUCCUACAUGAGGCAGAGGAAGAGGAGAAGACUAUACAGAAAAGUAAAAUUGAUAGAAGCUAUGUGCAGUACCCUGAUGACCUGGUUAGUGGUGGAUCCAUUAGUGAGCAUAUAGAGAGAUCAUCUGACCACAGCCUUCCCUCUACAUUAUCACAAGAUGCACUAAGCCCAACACAUCCGUCCCAAGCCACGAGAUCACUAUACAUCAGGGAUAGGAGUACAUUUGAUAGCAGCAUUCCUGAUUUUCAAAUAACACCAUUGCCAGAAUCUAAAAAACCAUUCGCGGCAUCAAGUAGAACAGCAACUUUCCUGACGUCACAAUUAGCUAAAAUGUCCCAAAGACAAUUUGAUAAAAGUAUGGAAGCACGAACUCCAUUUAAAAGCAUAUCAAACACAGGCACUAAUGCCAUGAAUAACAAAUCCAAGGUAGGCUACAUGCCGGCAGAAACACGAGAACAAUUUAUAUCCAAUCAGAGAUCAGCCUGGCCAGAUACAACAUCUCGGCAAGGUUAUUUUCCGACACAACCCAGACAGGUUCAAUCAGACUCCACUCUCUUAGACCCAGUCACAAAACAAUUAUUACAGGACACUCAUAUGGAUGAGUUCAGGCGGGCAGAGUUCAGAGAACAAGUCAAAAACGAUCCUCUUAGAGAUGUAACAAAUGAUCCAUUGGUAGAUGGGUAUACUAGGGGGAUCAUUCAAAGAGGUCUUAAUCCCUCCACAUCAAGUGCUAUAACUUCCAGACUGCGCCAACUCACAGCUGGGGUUAGCAGGAAUGCUUUUAAUGAUUUCAUGGCACAGAGUGAUGAGCAAGUCAAGGAAAAAGAAGUACAGUCAUGGGUUCAGUCUCUCAAUACAGGGCCUGAAAGUAAAACUGGCCAGACAGGAAUCAGAGAUGCACAACAAUCAAACAUCAGAUUAGAUGCACAUAAAGAAUCUAGAAGAGACAUGCCUCAGAACAUCCAUGAUGAAGGCAUACAUGCAGCCAGAGAAACAAGAGAUAGGCAGGCCACCAUAGGAAUAGAGCGCAUGAAAGAGAGGCAGCCCAUAAUAGGACAGGAACCAUCUGUUGAGAGACAACCCACAUUGGGAGCUAGGACUGAUGACAGGAGCUAUAUACAGUAUCCAUCUGAUCUUAGAAGUGCUACCCCAGAAGGUCAUAGAUCAUCAAGUGAGGAAGCACAUCACAGUAGUUCUAGUACUAGCACAGUAAGACAGACAGUAUCACAAUCAAUAGGUAGAUCUGAUGGAAUAGCCACACCCACCACGGCAACUGUUGUAGAUAGUCAGGCUGUUGUAUCACCUCCCCAAGAUGAGUACCAUCUGCAGAAUAGGCAGUCUCCAUUAGGACAGAGGACAUCUAUUUCUCCCCCUGCUACAUCCGGUGCCAGUCGUUAUGACCCUCCACACUCUGCUAGCCAGCCUCUCUCACAGAGUAGAUCACCUAAUGCCCUUGAUGCAGAACGUGUGACCCCCACAGAUGGUAGUAGAAGAUCCAAAAGUGCUACUCCAGUAUUGAGAGCUUACAGACCACGCAGCAGCAAUGAGGUGUACUAUGUGGAUGAUGUACAUGAGGACUCCGUUGUAUCAGUGGCUCACAGUGAAACAACAAUGGAGAGCACACAUACAGGUUCUGAUGAUGCCGUGCCACCCUACAUCCCACCCCACCUAAUGGGCUCCAGAAAGGAAGAUUCAAGCCAGCCUAAGCAUGCCACUGGGAUAUAUGGCUCUAAGUCACCCAGUAAGGAAAAACUGGCCUCUCAGGCAAAUAUUGGGAGUCUUCAGCCAAUUGAUGAACAUAAAACUCAGGAUGAUGUUACUCCCAUAAAGGAGUCUCUUAAGGAAGCAGAACCCAAGGAGACAGAAGGAACAAAGCUUAAAGAACAUACAGCAAAUGAACAACAAACUGUGAGAUUCUCUGAAACAACAGAGGAGCGUGUAUAUGAAGUGAUGAGCGAACGUGCCAGUUCCACCCCUGCUGUUCCAUCCCCUAGGGAUAUAGAACCCCAAGACUCGCAGGAACAAUCCUCGAGACCACAAUCUGCACCCUCAGACCGAGGUCGUCAAUCUUCUCGUAAAGUGAUACCAUCCUCACCUCCCACUGACCCUGAGAUCAUCACGCUGACCCGCAGACGUAGCUGGUCCCCAACAUCUCCCUCUAUUGGGGGGCUAGGAGCCACCAGGCAUGGGCAGGGGAGACUCCCCAGGGAAAGAAGUAGGAGUCUGUCCCCUCUAAGGAGAUCUGCAGGAGUGAAGGAAUGGUUAGCUGAUCAGCAGGAUGCUGAUUUGGCACAGAGGGAAAGCUAUGAAAGAGAGACAAUGGUUCCAUCUGAGCUCACAAGGGGGCAGUACAGGUCACCACAGAGGUCACUUCAGUUCUCCAAUCAUGAACGUGAUUAUGCUCCGCUUCCAGUUGAUUCUGAGGAUGGGUUGGUUCCAAUGCCCAGUGUCGACCGCAGUAUGGAAGAAUCCACCUUAGCCAGGAAGAUCAGAAAUGCCAAAGAUGAUCCGCAGUUAUCACAGAAAAUGAGAAUGCUUCAGCGUGAGUUUGAACUGGAGAGUGACAGCGAGUAUGGCGCACCUAGUGAUAUAAACUCUUUGUGGGAGAGAUUCCAGCAGGCCAAUCAGACAAACAGUAGUAUGAAUAGCAGUGUCAGCUCACGGUCUUCACAAUCGCAAGACUGCAUCACCAAACUCUCACACUUACUACGCAAUCCAGUCGGCCAUUUCGUCCGGCAUAAAACCUAUGAUGAAUCCAUUAGUGACUUAGAUACAAGCGACCGUUAUGAUAGAUUAAGUAAGUGGGGCAAACAGCAUGGGCACAAAUUAAAACCAAAAGACAAACCUGAAAGAACUCCCAAAGCUAAAUUUUCUAAACCACCAGUCAGUUCCACUCCAUCAAGUGUGACUGAUAGUAAUGUGAUUGAACAAGAUGAGACAAUAGAUAAAGACAGUACUCUCACUUCAAUACCCGAGGACUCCAUGAUUGCAAAACACAUGAAAAAACCUGAAAAUAAACAGCUGAGAAAAAUAGAUCCAAAAUUUGUAAAAAUUCAACACAAGAUUAAAAAACAGCGAGAAAAAUAUGAAAAAGAUAAACUCAAGGAGAGGAAAAGAAAAGAGAAAAUCGAUAGACUUGAGCAACUUUUGACAGGUAAAACUAAACAGAAGUUAGAUGAUUCAAGUGUAUCCUCCAUUUCAACCACAACCUCUUUAUCCACAACAAUGCAAUCAACAACAACUGUUGAUGAGUCACAAUCAGACACUACAUGUAGUACAAUCACCCCAGAGGUAAGGCCCAAGGGUCCCAAAGAGAAGGUUAGGCCCCAGGGCCCCCAAGAUAAGGUAAGGCCCAAGGGUCCCCCGGAACGCUGGGUAAUAGGGGGUGAUGAUCGCUCAGUGGACACAACAUCUAGUGAGAUUAGUGUUUGCGCUUGUAAAGAUCACAACACUGGUAAACCUAAACACUCUCAAUCUGAACAUAUCCCAAGAGCGAAAUCAAAAAAAGAAAAACCAAUUGUCGAAGAAUACAGAUCUAAUGCAGCAUAUUUUGAGUUCAAUAAACCUGAACAUGCAGCUCCCAAAACUAAAGAUAAAUCAAAACACAAAAGUGAUCGACGCAAAGAUAAAAUUACUAAAAAUCAAGAUAAUAUAGCCACGAAAGAAAAUCAGCACGAUGUUGGAUCUAUGUUCCCCUCCCCAUUGGUGCCGACUCCUGUGAUUAGAAGACGUUUGAGGGAUGUAGAGAUGGUCUCUGAAGCUGUACAGACGACUCCUAGCUUUCUGAACAAGCAUGCUGAUCAAUCGAGAUACAUUCACUCAUCUCCCAUGAAAGGCCAUGACCAAGGAAGAGGUUUCGUUUCAGUGCCAGGAUCACCAGGGAAGAGAAAGUCCCACCCCUCAGAGAGAAAAGAUUACAAAGGAACAGAAGAGCAGAGAAAACACAGGCAGGACAAUCUGAAGAAAACACAGGGAAAAGAAGGAGGUAUGACAUGGUAUGUGCCUUUAAAGGAGAAACGUCCCUGGAGAAAGCCUCUCAAAGAGAGACAGGCCCAUGCAGUGGGCUCAGAGCCAUGGGAGUCCUCCAAUAAACACUCCCAGAGGUCAAGGUCAGAGUUCAUCCCUGCCACCAAGUAUGACUCUGCUGAGAUUUACAUGAAUCAAGGGAAGACCUUUGGGACAGAUCAAAGGGAUACAGCUGAAGAGAAACCCACACUUCAGGAGGCAUUUGCCCGUCUGAAGGCUGACUUCAUCUCCAACUCAAGAGAGCGUGUGAAACGGGUGGCCCUGUCUGCCGAGCAGCGUCAAAGGGAAGAGACAUACAGACAGGACAGAGCGCAACUGUUUGCUGACCAACGCAAGAAACAAGUGAAUCCUAAUGCCCAUCCAUACAGUGAAAACCUACAUAAACCCAAAAGGAGAACGAUGACUAGACAAGAGAUGAAAGAGCAAACUAUGAAAUUGUACAAGACUUUGCCGGAAGUGACACAGGGGGAGCUUAAGAGGAAACAUGAAGACCAACUGAAGACAAACAGACUCAGGGCUCAAAUGUUUAAGAAAAAAGUACAGAAUGCUGUUUUAAACAGGAAAGCUGCAUGGACUAAACCUAGCAAUUAGGAAAGAGAAAGUGAUUUGGUUGACCAUAUAAUAAAUUGAAAUGAAUCGAAUGAAAUCCCAAUCAUAUGGAUUAAGAAUAGAAUACAAAUAGAAAAGAACAAUAUAAUACCAAUAAUGCCAAAAUAUAUUGGUCUUGUGAUGUUAAGGGAAAAUUCCCGACUGUACUGUGAUAAAAUGAACAUUGCUGAAAACAUUGCUAUUGAAAUAGCAAUAAUUUUACACUUCUGUUUAUAUUUCAAACUUUAUACUCUAACAAAGACUUAAAUGGUCUAAUUCUUUAUCUUACUACUUUUGCCAAAAAUACAUUUGACAUCCAUUAAGGUGGGACCAGAUCUGU
Molecule: messenger RNA, 9674 nt
Organism: Owenia fusiformis
Lineage: Eukaryota; Metazoa; Annelida; Polychaeta; Sabellida; Oweniidae
Source: the annotation of a GenBank genome assembly